Messenger RNA from Danaus plexippus (monarch butterfly), 2721 nucleotides. RefSeq lists its product as uncharacterized. The transcript has 3 exons. The record is from RefSeq and is a predicted model, not a curated record. Lineage: Eukaryota; Metazoa; Arthropoda; Insecta; Lepidoptera; Nymphalidae. Bases 344 to 2605 code for a protein of 753 amino acids.
GUAACUCCAUUUAUCACAUGUAUAGUCUGUGGUAUCUGUGGCUGUUUCUCAAGUCUCAACAUCUCUCAUACACUAUAAUGUCAUCGCGAGAUUGUCAUCGCAGGCCCGUACGAACAUAGGCGGUCAAGGCUGCCAUGCACAAAAUCAAGACUUCCAGAUCUUGAAAUGCGGUGAUAGUCUUCAGAUCAAACCAGUUAAUCAAAAAAUUAUAAAACCCCUUCUGGACAAAAAGUUAACGCACAAAUUAUAAAACCUAUCGUACGGGCACCACACACAAGACACGCCACACCCAGCUCGGUGUAACCAGAAUUCUCGUCAACGAGAUAGGUCUUCCAACUCAACGAUGUCUGGAAAAGAGGAGAUGGAUUUUAUCUGCAAGGGCGUAGCGGAACUGUCGGUGCUGUCGUUCAGGAAGUUGGAGGAAGUGAGGAGGCUGGCUCACCAUCUACGGAAGGUCAUCAACCAUCCCAUGACAAACAAGAGCCCCGCCGUACUGCGCUACUUGAGAGACUUGGACGAAGCUCACAGGCAUAUAUUCCUAAAGAAACGGGACGGGGUCGAAGUUGAGUAUAUUUUCACGACUGAGAAGAAGAGCAGCCUCCAAAGACAAAGGUUCAACAGUCUUCCGGUCAGCGACGUGCCGGAAAUACUCAGGGCCCAGUUCUCUAUAGCUGACAACGCGAAGCAAGUCCACAUCUGUGUGGACUGCGACGUCGAAAUCGAGCUCGGAGACGAUAUACCUCUGAUGGAGUCCCUGCAGAAACAUUUCAAUCUCGAAGUGCAUUUACCCAAGGUGAAGAGGGAGAGUGUCGAUGUGGCCGAACCUAUAGUUCUACCGAAAAUGUCCAGGCGUUUGUCCGCCAUGGGCGGCGGGGAGAGCGGCCAGCAUAUAGAGCAAUUGAUGCAUCUCAUGAAGCCCAUGGAGAGGCUGGACAAGACGUUCUCAGCGAAGCUGGAGACCGCUCUGAUAAGACACUUGGCAGAUAACUCCGAGGCCAGCAUCGACGCGGCGGUCAAAUACUAUCAGAACAUCUACGACAAGCUCUGCCAAGAGGUCUCCGGCAUCGACUUCUCGACACAGACCAGCUCGGUGGCGCCCAUCAUCAUGAGCAUCAAAGACAACGUGAACCAGAACUUCGCGGCGGACGCCAACAAGAACUACGAGAACGACGAGAACGACAGACCGGCCAAGAAUCAGAUGAAGAAGUACCGCUACUACGGACCCAUCGAGACGUACAUCACGACGUUACUGAGGACCCACAAGCUGCUGACGCUAGCCGACGACCGCACUGGCAAACUGGCGUUCUUCUGCAUGGCCUGCGAGUACUACACGCUGAGGUUCCGCUACGACAGCGUCCUGAACCACGUGUUCAGCGACACGCACAUACACAACCUCGCCUACAUCCUGCAGUCGGAUAAAAACAUUCCAUACGCGAUGGGCGACACCGCCAUCAACGACCUCAACAAUAAGUUCCUCUUCAACUUCGGCGUGACCAGAGACGCGCGCGGGCCGAGCUGCGGGCUCUGUAAAUGCUCCAUGGAGUCCAACGAUAACGUCAUCCUGCACAUACUGGACGAGAACCACCUCGGGCGGCUCUCGGACAAGCUGUACAGGAAGAUGAAGCUCGACUCCCCGGACGGGCAGACACCGGACGAGUGGGGACCCAGGAGUCUAGACUGGGCCAAGUUCCUGGCGACUGUCGGCAAACCCCUGAACAACAGAGACCACGUAGUCAUAGAGAACUUCAUACGCCCGUCCGGGAAGCUGGCCAACUACUGCUCCUGCUGCGAGAUGACCUUGAAGGGUCCGCGUCAGGUGCUGUUCAACCACAUCCGCCAGAAGAAACAUCUACGCAACGCCGCCCCCCACAAGCUGUCGCUCCUCUACAAGAACCAAUGCCGACCCGCGGAGUACUACGCCAGUUUCGGCAACUUCUACAUAUGCACCAUCUGCCCGACCUACAUCGCGCUGCCCUCGUUCGCGGCGAUCGUCGAACACUUCGAUAGCAGCAUCCACGUGGAGACCGUGGCCAAGUUCAUCAACUGCGCCCUGCACCCUGACAGCGAUGACAAAAUACUCGCCACUAACAACAUCUCCACGUCCGACGGAAUCCAUUGCGACGUCUGCGAUGUGGCUCUCGGUGACGUCAGUUCCGCCGUCGGCCACGUGCUGUCGGACAUCAAUCACCAGAACCUGAUAGCCGAGGCCCGGCUCAAGGCCAACAAGGGCGACAUCAUCAGUGUGUACAUGCGCGGGAACCACAUCUUACACAACGAGGGCGCCGAGUUCACGUGCGUCGACUGCAAGGAGGUGUUCAAGUCGAUCCGCUCCCUGCUGACUCACCUGGUGUUCGCGGAGCACUUCGCCAACAAGCCGUCGGCGGAGAACGUGUUCCGCUUCUACCUGGAGCUGAAACACAACAUCUUAAUGCUGUCCAGGAACAAAUACGAUUACUACGAGUUCGGGAAGCUGAAGUGUGGCGUCUGCGAACAAGACUUAGAGGAGAACGAGAACGCCAAACGGCACGUGGUGUCGCCGCGGCACAGAGAUAACAUGGGGGCCAGUUAUAUUAAUGUUAGUUUGGACGCGUCUGCUAUGGAAUGAGGUUGUAUGUCUGUCGUUUGUUACAGUCGUAUGUCUGACCGCUGCCAGUCACCCGCUGCACUGACAACAGUCCACAAGUGAUAUAACAAUAAUAAAAUCAAUAUUUUAUAAUUUUA